GAGGACCAUCACGCCUUCAUCUUGGCCACAGCGAGGGACUUGCAGCAAGACAAGUUCCAGGAGGCCGGCGCCGUCGCUGAAUGGAGAAGGGCGUGGCUGUCUUCCACGAUCGAUUGCCGCUUCAAGCCCGGGCUGAAUUUGUUCUGGGAAGCGGCCAAGCAAAGGGAGGAUGUUGGGACCAGCUACAAGACCAUGUACCACAGCCCUGUGCAACGCAUCUUUCAAAUAGUGUCCUUCAAGUUGAAUCACGAAUCAGCUUCCAAGACCAAGCUGACGACUAAGAAGCUUUUCGAGAUCUUGUCUGCCAACUUGACGGUGACAUCGGGGGAGGCAGUGACGCAGUCCUUCCUCGAAGUCUUGAUGGCUCUGUGGAAUUCCUUGCUCAGUGACACUUCUUUCCGAGAGGACGUCCUGCUUUCUGAGGAGCUCUUCGGAAAGCGAAGUUUUGCCUUGAUUGAUGGGGGCGCGCUGCUUCUGAGGCUGUUCCAUAUGUGGGCAUGGAAGUAUGUCCUGAAAGAUGAGAUCCUGGACAUGCUGUUGGCUCACAAGAGCCUGCCAUGUGAGGACGCAAAACGCAUCCGGGAGAAACUCUCCACUCAGGAGACGUGGCGCAAGGCAAUGGCUGGUGGCCUUCUCUUCUCGCGGGAGACGCUCGACAAUAUCCCUGACAAUGAACUUGUCCCUAGCAUUUUGACUGCAAUUGGUGAUUCAAGUGUCGCCCAUGACAUUGUAAUGAUCUGGACAUGGCGCCGAGGCAAAUCCGUGAAAGUCGUGGCCAACAAAUCGUGGCUGGGGGCGCUGCAGCCAGCCAGUCAAGAGGCUGCAGAAUUUCUGGCAGAUCUCAUUUACACCAAGAAGUACGACGAGAAGGUGAAGAGCGUGUUGCACACCAACUUUGACGUGAAUGCCCUUCUCGAGCGCGAGGUGCUCAAGCCCAUCUGGGACAAGCUAACCAAGAAAGCCGACAACACGGCUGCGGCAACGCAGGCGGAGUCAGCGGACGAAGGUGCGUUGGAUGACGCCGCCCUUGUGAAAGCCGCCAUCCGCCUUUCAGAGCCCAAUGAAGCCAAGGCAACUGAGGCUGUCCAUGCAGUUGAAGCUCUGAAGACUGAAGACAAAGAGUUUCUGCUAGAAACUGAGACAACCGCCAAGGACCUUGUCAAUUCCCUUUUGCAGGUCGCG
Effrenium voratum is the source of this 1182-nucleotide messenger RNA. The record is from the annotation of a GenBank genome assembly. Lineage: Eukaryota; Dinophyceae; Suessiales; Symbiodiniaceae.